Messenger RNA from Staurois parvus, 252 nucleotides. The record is from the annotation of a GenBank genome assembly. NCBI's taxonomy places the organism in Eukaryota, Metazoa, Chordata, Amphibia, Anura, Ranidae.
AGUACUGAUCACUGUGUUAUUGUCACUGGGGUGCACGCAUUCAUUUUACUGCGGGUGGGUGGUUCCAGGGGUGGACUGACAACUCAUGGGGCCCCCGGGCAAUAGGGGAUCAUGGGGCCCCUGUGUCCUUGCCCAAACUCAAAAAAAGCCUAUGAAAAAGGUACCAGGGUCAUCUCAUGGGGCCCCCUACUGACCCUGGGCCCUCGGGCAGUGCCCGUGUUUCCAAAUGGUCAGUCCGUCCCUGGGUGGUUC